UUCGACUGAGGAAGUGCAGUUUACGUAUGAGAUGCACAAUCGCACGUUUUCAAUAGGUUAUUAAAAUAAUUUCAAUUUGUAUCAAAUAAACAACAACUUCCGAAUAACUAUAAUGUUCGUUUACCGCGGUUUCAGGGGACUGGGGGGGAGGCAAACACCAAGGAAAAGCUGAUAAGAUGGAUGAUAUCUACACUUUGCAGCAGGAGGUGGGAAGAGGAAGCUACGGCGUGGUCUUCAAGGGCCGUGUGUCAGAGACAGGCUGGUGGGGCCAGAGGGGUGACACGGUGGCCAUCAAACGUCUACCGUGUUGUAGCCCAGAGAGUAUAGAGCUAUACUUGCAGGAGCUCUGGGCUAUGAAGAUCACAGCACGCAACCACCCCAAUGUCAUCGCUCUGUACAACUGCCUCUUACAGACCGGACCAAAAACACUGCAGCCCCUGAGAUCAGGUAGGCUGCCUUUGGACUUAGUUGAGAGCACUCUUAAAGGGAGAGUGGUGGACAAAGACUCAAAAACCCAGAUGAGAAAUUCGUCCAGAUCGAAGAGGAGACUGAUGUCCACAGAGGAGGUUCCACGACGGUGCUUUGCCCUCUGGUUGGUGAUGGAGUACUGUGAGGGAGGCGAUCUGAAUCAGUACAUUCUGUCCAGGCCUCCGGAUGCUGAGUGCAACCAUGUUGUAGUUCAGCAGCUCAGCAGUGCCAUUGCCUUCCUGCAUGCAAGUGGAAUAGUGCAUCGUGAUAUAAAGCCAGAUAAUGUUCUUGUCUCUCUUACUAAAACUGGACCAGUGAUUAAGGUGGCAGACUUUGGCCUUAGUAAGAUGGUGGACAAUCCUACAGAUGGUGUGUUUAGUAGACUGACUCUAUCUUCUACAUGUGGCUCAGAUUUCUAUAUGGCUCCUGAAGUGUGGGCAGGCCGUAAUUACACAGCCCAGGCUGACAUCUUCUCUCUGGGUGUGUUGUUCUGGGCCGUGCUGGAGAGAAUCACAUUCCUUGAGGACGGAACCAAUCAAGAACAACUUGGAGCGUAUGUAAUGCGAGGCCGCUGGCUCGCACCGUUAGGAGAGGCACUAUGUCACAACCCCGACCUGCAGCUGGUCAUCCCAAUGAGGGCACGACGGGCUGCCCCGCUGCCGCCACCUUCAAACCCCACCAUGUGUGCACUGCUCCUGGAAAUGCUCGAUUCUGACCCUGACGCCCGGCCCAAUGCAGACCAGCUGAAGAAACGGGUCCACUCUGCUAUGCAUUGACCUCAGAGCAGCAUACUAACAGAAAUUACAAUGAGGCCAAUAAAACUCAUUGAACAGUUGUGGUAUUUUACAUUGUUUAUAUUCACAAAGUUAAAGAUUUGUUUGUUUGAUGUCUUACAUUUUGUGGGGUAUAUCUGUUACUAUAUGCUGUGACUAUAGUGAAUUUCUUUGCAGCCCCCCAAAUAAUGACUUAGAAUCUUAAACUUAGAAUUUUAAUUAAACCAAAAACAUUCAGUUAUACAAUGCUGGAACAUCAAUUAUUUUGGUUGGUGGUCUUAUUUUUCUGAUGUUUGAUUGCAUAAAAUCUAUGAUAAAUGUCUCUAUUUCAUAAAGUGCCACAAAAUCUGUGCCCUCCCCCGAUCCAUCUUGGGGCCCCCAGUUUGAGAACCACUGAUUUUAGGGAUGCGAUUCCAGCAUUAUGGAUGGCCAUUUUGAGUCAAAUCUUGAAAUAUUCUCACAAAAUGUAUUACAAAUAUAUUGAAUCAUGUGUUUAUAUUUUACUAAACCCCUGAUGAUGUCCAGACAUAAGAAAAAUACAUACACAAGUUUCUACUUUAAAAGAGGGAAAUAUACAUGUUUUAUGGAUGUGACAAAAAAGGAUGCACAACAUACUUUGUAAGAUUUCUGUGAAUUAAAAUCCACAAAUCUGAGGAAAUAAAUAAUACACAACAAAUGGAGUAUGGAUUGUUAUGGAUGUGAAAGUUCGCUUUCCUGACUUGUUUACCUGUUUCUCAUGAUUAGUUUUAAGUUGUGUCGUCAUACAGCAAAACAAAAAAUUGAGCAUUCAGGAUGGUCACACUUCAAAUCAACAGGUUAAAGCAAAAGUUUACUUAUAAAAGGUCAAAAUUACUGGAUCCUUGAAGCUUCACUGCUGGGGGGUAUUUCUGUUUCCCUAUGAAAUGGGCAUCUGUGAAAAAUGGCAGCUCUAUCAAUCAUUCAGAUCGCUUAUUUUACACUGACAAGAUUUCCAGAGCCGUAGUGGCCAAUCUUAUUUUGGUUGGUUUUGAUCGCACGAGACAGGAAAUAAAAAGGCUUUUUACUUGGACAAAGUACUUCAUCUUCCACCGGAAUUUGAAGUUUUCUGUGAUGGAUAUGAAUAAUAUCCGCCCGCAUUUGAACAUUUUUUCUAUUCCAUACUUUACAGUACUACCGAGUUGGGUAAAUAUUUUCUGUAUCAACUACGUUACGCACCACGAGCUCGAGCCAAACGGUCUUUAAUGCUGCCUUCACGUGUUCUCGGAAAUUCGAUAAUUCCCACUUCAACCCGGAAGUAACAUCUGGAUUUAGUAACAUUAUAACAUUGAUGUUACUAGUGAUUUAGUGGCAUUAAAACAUUACAAGUAUCUGCUAACAUUAAAAGAGCACCGUAACAUAAAUUAUUUCCGGGUUGAAGUGGGUAUUAUCGAAUUUCCGAGAGCACGUGAAGGCAGCAUAAACACCGUGAUUAAGCAGUUUACUGCACUACUGAGUUGAAGGAUGAUAAGAACAAUGACAAAGAUGAAUAAUACCGUUUUUCAAGUGUGCGAAGGGGUCAUCGAGGGGUUUGAAACCUUACGGCCUCCACCGGCAAUAAUAUAAAGCAUAUGAGACUUUCCUAAGUGGAUCUCAUCCGUGACAUUUCCCUCUCCAGAGACACUGUGCCCUUUUCCUCACGCUUCACCGGUUUGCAAAUGAAACAACGCGAUUGCUCACCUCGACCUCCGCAGAGAAAUAUGCACAUUAUCUAAACACCACACUCAUUCUUUCUCUAAGGUCAUCAUCUUGAUACAUCGGUAUUAAUUCUGUAUCGGAAAGACUACUCGUAAGGAAUAAUGGCCGUGCCAUACCAUAACUCACGAGAUGGGACAAUGCUACUGCUUAUAGUUAACCACGUUACGACAACGUCGCUGCCUGGAAAUUACAGGAACUGUUGUGAUGUCAUCAGUUUAUAGUGGGUUUGAUGCAAAACAACAUCUGCCUAAUAAAGGAGCAUUUCGCAAUUUAGUGAAAACCAUUUCUGUGAUGACAAACCUGUUACAAAUGUGAUCCGAGUCUGACUGCUUUAAAGGGCGGUCAGUCAUCAUUCGACUCGCACCUUUGCUCACAAGCAGAGAUAGCGAUAUAAUCGGGAAUUGCGAUGUCAAAUGAAGCAGUAAAAACCCAUCAGCGGGCGUAUCAUGAGGUCUCCAGUGGUGGAGAGAUCUUGCAAGCCGGACGCAAUUUCUCAGAAAUUGGUGGUGUGAAGACAGACACCAAAAUGCAAUAGAGUUAAAGUGAAAAAUGAAGUGAAGGGUAACUUUUCAUGCUGUCAAAAAUAGAAGUGAUUGAAUUUCAAUCAUUUUGGCGACGGGUUUUCAUACCCAAGC
This is a messenger RNA of Triplophysa rosa, 3589 nucleotides long. RefSeq names its product Serine/threonine-protein kinase pdik1l-B-like. The coding region runs from base 177 to 1244 and encodes 355 amino acids. Gene Ontology annotation, molecular function: ATP binding; protein serine/threonine kinase activity. Gene Ontology annotation, cellular component: autophagosome; cytoplasm. Gene Ontology annotation, biological process: autophagosome organization; axon extension; protein autophosphorylation. Lineage: Eukaryota; Metazoa; Chordata; Actinopteri; Cypriniformes; Nemacheilidae. The transcript has 4 exons. The record is from RefSeq and is a predicted model, not a curated record.